Messenger RNA from Leptidea sinapis, 956 nucleotides. RefSeq lists its product as uncharacterized. Lineage: Eukaryota; Metazoa; Arthropoda; Insecta; Lepidoptera; Pieridae. The record is from RefSeq and is a predicted model, not a curated record. The transcript is spliced from 4 exons. The coding region runs from base 171 to 875 and encodes 234 amino acids. Gene Ontology annotation, biological process: spermatogenesis.
UAUUGACUUUUUUAAAGCUUUGUGAGUUUGUGCACGUAGAAUUUAUACUAUUUAUUAUACAGAAUAUUAUAAUUUUUAUAUUGUGAGUAAGCAAGUGUAAUCAAAUCAUCUUUUAAUAUCAAAAGUAGGUUGUAUGUAGAUUGCCCACAGUCCUCACGCCCCUCGCUUCAAUGUCACAAUUGGAUAGCAUAGUAGAAUCAAACGUAAUAGACGCACAAUACUCUAGCGGAGACACUAACAACAUGAAAACCAAACAGAUAUUCGAGGAGGAAAACAAUAACAACAUAGAUGAACUCUCAAAAAAUUUGGAAAUGGGCUGUGUGGUUGAUAAGGUGAUGCGUCCCCCGAAUAUUUGCGUGGAAACUUGCGUGUAUGAAUCAGGUUCAGAUGAUGAAAAUAAGUCCGAGGCUGAAGCAAAUUAUUCUGACGACUUUGACGAUAAUAGUGAUGAAGAGAUUAAGAACGUAAGCAAGUCAGAGAGUAAUGUUAAAAAUGACGACCUAAGGCAGCUAUCUUUAAAGAUGUCUAAAAGUCAUUCAUCUAUGGCUAGUAAUAAGGUUUCAGUUUCGGUUAAGUCUGGGAGAUCUAGUGGUACUGGUUCAGUGUCAUCUCGUCAAGCAAAUCGCGUCAACAUGUCCUUUACAAACGAUAGACUGCGAGAGAUUGAAAGGCAUAACCAUAUUCUACUGAACAAGAUACUAAGCGCACGCAACAAGAAGUCAUCCAUACCGACGAUCGAGGCACCGAUCCGGAAACCUGUACCUUCAGCAGCUCUGCAUCGGAAGAAUAAACAGAGACAGAUUGACCAUGAUAAUAUGGUCCUGUUGAAGAAGAUCCAACGCGCCAAGUCUUCAUCAUAUAGCGUCCGUCGUUGAUACAGCGCGCGCGUCCGAAGCGGACGCGACCCCUAUCCGUACUUUUACCUGUUGCUCAAUAUAUUUGUUAUUUUUAUUCAA